AUGAGCACACUGAUUUAGAAGACAUGGGCUGUGGCACUUCGUGUUCAACGAAAGACAGGAAAUCUGAGAAAGGGACGACAAGCCCUGUUACGUGAUGAAGCAGCAGGACCAGAAGUGGAUCUGAGCUGUCCAACAAGUUCAGAACUGGACGACACAGAUCUUCAACUCUACAGGCAGGGUUGGGGGUUAUGGAGCCAGCAACCCCUCGGGUAGGGUCUAUCCUAUCUGGGCUCUACCCUUUGCCGUUUUGCAGGUUUCUGCUCCAGAGGAGAGCCCUCAGCUGGCUAGAGCAGCCCUGCGGUGUGUGUGUGGGGGGGGCGGGGUUCUUAGGAAUCAGGUGAGGUUUUAGAGGUCUGUUGUGGGUACACUCAACCCUGCCCUGCUGGUCUCCUUCCCUGUGCCAGAGAGGUGCUGGGGGAACUGUAGCCCAAAGGAGCAAUAGCAGGAUGUGGAUCAAAGUCCAUUUUGUCAGCUGCUGCCUAAGUAGUCAAAAUCCAGAUGUGGGAUUCUGCUAAGGGCCUGAGCUGGAGUGUCCAGGAAGCUGGACCCUCGAGGCCUAACCUGAGCCUGCUCUUCCCACCCGAUGAGACUGGCUCAUCAGGCAGGGUCUAGUCAGGGGGCAGAAACCAGAGAGGGAUGUGACGAGAGAAGUGAAGGGAAAGAGCUGUUCACUGGGUAUCAAACUGUUUCUAGGUAACAGAAAGGUCUCUGAAGGAGCUCUAAGGCAUACAGAGAUAUGACAGUUCCCAUCUCUAGGGCUGAGAGAACAAAGGGGAGAGAUUGGAGUUAUUAAAAUCUAGAAACUUGGAGGAGGGUUCCUGCAGAACUGAAAGUAGACCUUUGACAAUGGGGGUGCCCAGCUGGUGCUGGUGUCUCUGAGGGGCAGCCCUGAGGUUGGUUGUGCAAGCGCGGAGGAACUGCAGACUGGAUCCAGUUGCCACUACAAGGAGAACCUGGUGGGGGGGUGGAAGCCAUUGCUAGGCGACACCAAGAGGGACAGGAAGCAGACAGGAAGGAGUGCGUCUCUCAUCCCUCCUCCAGCCUCACCAUCUGCCUUUACUGCCCCCCUUGGCAGAGCCAAGCAGGUAGCCCCCGGCUGAUCACAAGGUGGCCUGCAGAGCCCCAGUCUCAGCAUGCAAGCGGAUUAGAGAAGUGUGGGGUGCUGGCUGACACGUGAUAGCUUAGUAAGUCACUCCGGAGAGGAAUGCAAGGGCCAACAGGCACAGGGGUAGGGCAUGGCUCAGCUUCCUGCCUUUGGAGCAGAAGAGGAAAGGCAAGAGCCAGGGAACUGAGCCUGGCGGUCCGCCUGCCACACCUACUAGCGAAAUAUAGCCCGUGAAAGUACUGCGUGCUUAUCAAAUAAAAUAGCAACUCCUCCCUGGGGAGUGGGGUGGGAUCCUGGCAAGGGACUGGACUGAAGCAAGGCAGAGAGAGGACAGGGGGCUUCGAUCACCUAUUUCCCCUCGUGGGGGAGGAGUAGAAGUGGUAGUAAAUGUACCGUGUGUAGCUUAGUGCCGGGCACAGAGUAGGCAUUCCGUAAACGGUGGCUCUUGUUAUUCAAAGGAAGGAAGGGGACACAUAGAUUAGGGAAAGAAGUAACUGGCUAUAGUGGAGAGAGCCCAGAGUUUGGGACUCAGAAGACCUGAGACCAUACUAGAUAAGUGACUUGGAGCAAGAUACUUGCCUCUGUGAACCUUUCAGGUUUCCUUAUGUGUAAUAUAGAGAUGAUACUUGUGGGGGCUAAAUCUCUUCUAGCAGGCCCUUAGCGUAUGGUAACUGUUUUGCCCCAUUAUUAAUUAUAGAAAUAGUAAGCGUGAGUAUUUCUUAUCGGUGGUGCAAACCCUAAGUAGAAGAAACUUUAGUGGUCAUUUAUUCCACUGCAUCACUCAGCAGAUGAAGAAACUGAGACACAGCAGACGGUCAGUAGCUCUACGGGGGUUACGAGCCUGGGCUACGGCUCAGUGAGACCUGGCUUCCACUCCGCGCUGUGCAUUUCCACUUACUGGCUAAGUGAGGCUAAGUGACCUUACGUAGUCUGUCUCAGCUUCUGGGUGUGGUGAGGACUUCGGAGGUGAAUCCACCGCCUGGCCCUCAGUAAGUGCUUCGUAAAUAGUAAAUAGCCCAGGGGCAAUUCCUUUGCGCUUGAGGAACAGAGAGCCCCUGAGGUGAGGGCUGGCUGGUCAGGACAGUGACAAUGACAGUCCCAUAGAACAGACCUUGCCGGUGAGUCUGGGCUCUCGGUAAUGAUAUGGUGAGAACACUUGAGAUUUUGAGCCUCCUAAUCAUUUGCUUUAUGACAUUGAACAAGUCGUUCUUAUUUCUUCUCCCUGUGGUGUUCCCCUAUAAAGACCGUGAUGCUUGACCUUAUGUCUAUUUCCUGGGGUCUUCUGGAAGCUGAAUAAUGAAAUGAGUGUCUCUGGAACCAGAGUGUCUUGGAGAAACUCAUAAAUAAAUACCCUCAGAUGACGAGUAUAUCUAGUGUACCACAGCAGUAUUAAGCCAGGGAUAUUGGGACUGGAGGCUAGAAUCCUGCUUUUAGAAUUCAAAUUGUUCUUGUUAUAGUCAACUCUUAAUUUUUAUGUGCUAACUGGGAAAAAUUAUAGCAUGAAUAAAAGAAGCCAGCUGGUGUUGAUUGCUCUUCGCUCUGAAACUUGAGGAAGGCAUAAGAGACUAUAUUUUAAAUCUCAUUAUCUCUCACCUGAUCGCUUUCUUCAAAGCCAUGAAGCUACAGGAUGAUUCAAAGACUCAGAGCCCCAGAAGAGAGUCAGUGUGCUGAAUAAUCCACGAACAAGAGGAUGCUUGUCACUGUAGUAGCUGUUUGUUUAGCCAUUUAUUAACCAGGCGUGGGGAUAAACGCUUCACCUGUACUAGCUCAUUCCAUCCUUAUUGUAAUGCUAUGAAGGAGGGAGGUGUGUUCAUUUAUCCCUCUGUCUUUUAUCAGUUGAAUCUCAGGUACAGAAGCUGGAGUGAAUCAUACUUUUUAAUUCAUUGUGCGUUGUCAUCACUGGUCUAUGCAAGACCCUUUCUUAUGUUAGGUAAUUAAUUUGCUUGUUUUUUUACCCACAUACGCUAUACGCAUUCACCCGCCCCCAUAAAUAACUAAUCUGUUUAGUGUCUUUUCCUUUGUAUAUAUUCUAAUGAAAUGUAUAUUUUGGUUUUGUGUAUAUGUGUUUUUAAUUUAUAUAAAAUGAUAUCAUGUUAUAUUUCACUGUCUCUAAAACUGUUCUCACUGAAGCACUGUAUUUUUAAGCCCCAUCCAUGUUGCUAUGGGUUUAUUUAAUCUAUUGCUUCCAGUUGUGUACCCACCACGGUUAUACAUUCUCCUUCCCAGCAAUGGCCAGCCAGGCUGCAUUGGUGUCAAACUCCCUACUGCCACGAGCAAAGAAACAGUGUAGAUCCAUACAUCUUCCCUUAUGGGCUGUGUGAGGAUUGUUUUGGGGUAUAUAGUGAGGAAUGGAAUUGCUACUUCAUAGGGCAUAGAGUAUGAAUAUGCCUGAGUAGUGCCGGAGGUAGGUGCUGUUCUUUUCUCCAUUUUACAGGGGAGGAAACUGAGGCUUUGAGAGUUUUAAUAACUUACCAGAGUCACACAGACAGUACCUAGCAUAGCUGGGAUUCAAAUUCAGACCUUCUUGCCCCCAAAACUCUACUCUCCUGAUAGAGAGUACAUGCAAGCAGGAGGGCGGGGGAAGGGGCACAGGGAGAGGGAGAGAGAAUCCCAAGCAGACUCCUUGCUGAGGGCGGAGCCUGACUGGGGGCUCCAUCCCAUGACCCUGAGAUCAUGACCUGAGCCAAAAUCAAGAGCCCGACACAACCAACUGAGCCACCCAGGCACCCUCCAGAAACCCUACUGUUAAUGGCAAUGCCGUCAUUAUUCUCUGAGUAUUUGAGACUUGAGGACAUUUUACAAAAACAUAAAGGUAAAUCUCAUUGUAGUGUGUAUUUUCUUAGAACCUAGGAAUCCAGUUGGACUGAUUUUUUUCUGAAGCACCUAUUUCCCUAUCCCAUAGCUGCAUAGUAACUGGUUUCCUCUAGUUUUCAUAUCCCACGGGUCUGCAGCGCUGAAAGCUGCAUUGAUCAUCCAGAACUGGUACCGAGGUUACAGUGCUCGGCUGAAGGCCAGACAACGCUAUGCCCUCACCAUCUUCCAGUCCAUCGAAUAUGCUGAUGAACAAGGCCAAUUGCAGCUAUCCAAGUUCUUUUCCUUCAUGUUGGAAAACUAUACACAUAUACACGAGAAAGACCCAGGUCUGCAUUUUAAUGACUGGAACUGACGGAAUUGACUUCAUGUGUGAGCUGAUGAGAAAAAGAGAGCAGACAGAGCAUGGGUGAAAGCGAAUUAGUUGCUCGACUUUUUGGAAGCACCCUCCAGGACUGCAAGGAUAGACAGGAGUAUGUCUCAUGCAUAGACGUCCCAGACUCCUAUAAUGGUCCUCGGCUGCAAUUUCCUCUCACUUUUACUGAUAUUGAUAUACUUCUUGAGGCCUUCAAGCAACAACAGAUACUUCAUGCUCAUUACGUCUUAGAGGUGCUCUUUGAAACCAAGAAAGUCCUGAAGCAAAUGCCGAACUUCACUCACGUAAAAACUUCUCCCUCCAAAGAGAUAACAAUCUGUGGUGAUUUGCAUGGGAAACUGGAUGAUCUUUUUUUGAUCUUCUAUAAGAAUGGUCUCCCCUCAGGGAGCAACUCAUAUAUUUUUAAUGGUGAUUUUGUAGAUCGAGGAAAACAUUCCAUGGAGAUCCUAAUGAUCCUGUUUGUGAGUUUUCUUGUCUACCCCAAUGACCUGCACUUGAACAGAGGGAACCAUGAAGAUUUUAUGAUGAAUCUGAGGUAUGGCUUCACAAAAGAAAUUUUGCAUAAAUAUAAGAUGCAUGGAAAGAAAAUCUUACAAAUCUUAGAAGACGUCUAUACCUGGCUCCCAAUUGGUACAAUCAUUGACAAUGAAAUCCUGAUCAUACAUGGUGGGAUAUCAGAGUCCACAGACUUGAAUUUGCUCCACCGUAUAGAACGAAACAAAAUGAAGUCUGUGCUGAUGCCACCAAUUCCCUUAGAUGAAGACCAUGAUACUGACUUGAAAACUAAAGUAGGUGCGACUAUUAUACCUCGGGAAGUCAAAACAAAUGGAUCCCUUUCUGAACAGUUAACAAAGCACGAAUGGGAACAGGUUAUCAAUAUUCUGUGGAGUGAUCCCAGAGGCAAAAGAGGCUGUUACCCAAACAAAAGUCGAGGAGGGGGCUGCUAUUUUGGACCAGAUAUUACCUCCAAGGUUCUUAAUAAAUACCAGUUGAAGAUGCUCAUUAGAUCUCAUGAAUGUAAGCCUGAAGGGUAUGAAAUCUGCCACGGUGGGAAGGUUGUUACUGUAUUUUCUGCUUCUAAUUAUUAUGAAGAAGGCAGCAAUCGAGGAGCUUACAUCAAACUAUGUUGUGAUAUGACCCCUCGAUUUUUCCAGUACCAAGUAACUAGGACAACGUGCUCAAGGCCUCUUUACCAAAGGGUGAAUGCUAUUGAGAGUAGUGCCAUCAGGAUAUUGAAAGAGAGAAUGAUUUCAAGAAAAACUGCCCUCAUUCGUGCUUUCCAACUUCAAGACCACAGUAAAUCAGGAAAACUUUCUAUGGCCCAGUGGGCUUUUUCCAUGGAGAACAUUUUGGGGCUGGACUUACCAUGGAGAUCCCUGAGUUCACAUCUGGUAACCACAGACAAAAAUGGAAAUAUUAACUACAUGUCCAGCUUCCAGGACAUCCACAUUCAGAAACCUGUGAAAGAGGCUCAGUCUACUCUAAUUGAAACUCUGUACAGAUACCGCUCUGACCUGCAAAUCAUCUUCAAUGUCAUUGACACUGAUCACUCAGGCCUGAUUUCCAUGGAAGAAUUUCGUGCCAUGUGGAAACUCUUCAGUAGUCACUACAGCAUUCCUAUCGAUGAUUUUCAAGUUGAUGAACUCGCUGAAAGAAUGGACUUAAACAAAGAUGGAAGCAUUGACUUUAAUGAAUUUCUAAAGGCUUUCUAUGUAGUGCAUAAAUUGGAUAAGUUGAGCAAAUCAGAUAGCAACCUUCCUUAACAAGAACUAGGGCUUUCCCUCCUUGUAAACUCUUGGGCCCAAGUCACUGACACCAUCUUUCCAGAACCCUUGUAAUUCAUAAUCGGUAGUAGAGAAAAGUAGACCCCCAUUCAUGCCAUGAGCAGAUGUAUAGUGUGGGUUUUUGAAGUCCCCAGGAAGCGGUAAUUGGUAAGACUAGGUUAAAUGUCAGCUGAUAGGACUUGGUUCCAGUGUUAGGACUCACACAUUGCCAGGUAGAAACUGGGUUUGAGCCUAGUGUUGGCCUCUUGAAGUUUGGAAACAUGUUGAAAGAAACCCACAGAGCACUAGAGAAAAGUACAAGUGUGAGUGACUGAGGGAUGGGAGGAGGAAUACCAAACUAUUAACGGAAUAAAAUAUGUCCAUCUUUAAAAUGAAUCUUCUUUGGAGACUAUAAAACCAGUAAUUCUCAAUCUUGGAGGAACCAUGUUUGAGGGAUGGGGGCCAUAUCAGAUUCUUGGGGGAAGCUGCGGAAGUGAAUUGUUUGAAAAAUCCUAUUUUUUUCUUGUCUGUUGGAGAUACAAAGUGAACACAAUUCAGAUUGAGCCCUAUAGUUAAUAUUGUUUGACACCUUCAUUGGGCCUUGAUUAUGCAUACACUGUGCAGUUUAUUCUGCUAUUCCAAUUGCAUAUCAAACAUAAUAGAUUUCUCUUUAAA
Messenger RNA from Ailuropoda melanoleuca (giant panda), 6730 nucleotides. It is a transcript of the gene PPEF1, whose product is annotated as protein phosphatase with EF-hand domain 1. The transcript has 17 exons. Gene Ontology annotation, molecular function: protein binding; manganese ion binding; iron ion binding. The record is from RefSeq and is a predicted model, not a curated record. Gene Ontology annotation, biological process: detection of stimulus involved in sensory perception. NCBI's taxonomy places the organism in Eukaryota, Metazoa, Chordata, Mammalia, Carnivora, Ursidae. The coding region runs from base 4322 to 6055 and encodes 577 amino acids.